AUGUAUCAGGCACACACUGCUGAUUAUAUAAAAGAAUGCUUUGAAAAUAUUACCGAUGAGUUUUCAAUGGAAAAGGGUUGCAUCUUAUCAAUUACCACUGAUGGUGGUGCUAACAUGGUUGCUGCAGUGAAGAAAUUUUUGGAAGAUGGAAAAAGAAUUCCUUGCAUGGCACAUUUGUUGAGUUUAAUAGUGGAUGGCGUAACAAGAGAUAAUGCACCAGUUCUUCAAAUUUCCAAUCGGGUCAAAGCCAUUGUAACAUAUUUCAAACAAUCUGUGAACGCAAUGGAUGAUUUGCGAAGAGAACAAAAGGGACAAAAGAAAGAGGGAGAAGAAUUAACACUUAUACAAUCAGUAAGCACAAGGUGGAAUUCUUGUCUUGAUAUGUUGGAAAGAUUCAAUACAUUAUCAGCUAUUGUGGCUAAGAUUUUGGCAACCAGGCGGAACGCACCUGAUAUGAUAACUUCUUCAGAGUUAGGUGUCAUACGAGAUCUGAUAAUAUUGCUUACCCCAUUUAAGCAAGCUACUGAAGAAAUUAGCGGCGAUCAGUACGUGACUUCAAGUUUGGUGAUUCCCAUUGCAAACUUACUUCAGAGAGGCCUUGAACAAGUAAAACCUUUCACCGAAUUUGGUAUUGCUGUUCAGAAGAGUUUGCUAAAUUUAGUUAUUGCAAAACUAGAACCACCAGAGCGACAUUUACAUACAUCUGGCCAAAGCAACAAUUUUAAACCCACGCUUUAAGCGUAUUCAUUUUAGUUCAGCGCUAGCUGUUUCCACUGCAAUAACCGAACUGUCAAAAGAAAUACGUUUAGAACAUAGACGUAGAGGACAACUUUCGCCUGAACUCAGACCAACUCGCACUACCAUAAUUCCAAAUUCCAAAAAUUCUUCGCCGUCGUUGUGGUCCGGACAUGAAAAAUUAUGAUAGAUAUUGCUGCAGCUUCAGCAAACUCUUUACUUUCAACUUCAACCAGUGAUGGCAUGCCUAGCGAACUAAAGCAAUAUCUAGAUCAGCCUAUAAUACCCAGAAAAGAGAAUCCAACAAAAUUCUGGUUUGAUUGUCGUCAUUUUACCCCAGUCCUUUCCGACAUAGCUCUAAAGUAUUUGAUAUCGCCUGCGUCCUCGGUUUCCUCGGAGAGAGUGGCAUCUGCUGUGAAUCUCGCAGUACCCAAUAAUAGAAGUUGGCUUACA
Bactrocera neohumeralis is the source of this 1188-nucleotide messenger RNA. RefSeq lists its product as uncharacterized. The record is from RefSeq and is a predicted model, not a curated record. The transcript has 2 exons. The coding region runs from base 1 to 738 and encodes 245 amino acids. NCBI's taxonomy places the organism in Eukaryota, Metazoa, Arthropoda, Insecta, Diptera, Tephritidae.